Messenger RNA from Linum trigynum, 3696 nucleotides. Lineage: Eukaryota; Viridiplantae; Streptophyta; Magnoliopsida; Malpighiales; Linaceae. The record is from the annotation of a GenBank genome assembly.
GUUCACAUUCACCGUUUUUGUCUAACCCAUUGAACAUAAUCACCGCGUCAGACAAACACAGUGAACAAUUCACCGUUUUAAUUUAAAACGAUGACGUAUUCACCGUGGUAAGCAAAACGUUGAAUAACGAGCUUACCAUUCACCGCCUUAAACGAAAACGGUGAAGAAAUACCGUUUUAAUAAAACGCGGUGAAAUAUUCACAGUAUCGAUCAGUCACGAUGAAAGCGAUGCGGUUCGUUGACGUGGACAAACGUGGGGUAUUCACCGCGUUAGACAAACGCGGUGAAUACCCCGCAUUUGUCCACGUCAACGAUCCACGUCGUGUAGCUGCUCACCAUUGCCGUUGGAUGCGGUGAGGCACAUUUUUGGUUUUCUUCCCAGAUCCGACAUCCCACAGCGUCCCACGUCAGCUCGAUCCGCGCCCUUCACCGUCUUCGAUAAAGGCGGUUUAUUCACCGCCUUUGUCAUAGGCGGUGAUGGCGCAGUUUGUGUUUUGACGCACAACCUUCCCUCCCCUAUAAAUAAGACCAUUCCCCCUCCCCCUCUUCCAAAUCACACCACCACAUUUACAAUUCUUUCUCCAUCCAUCCAUCCACUCUAGUCUCGUUCUAAGUAUGCUCUGUGGUUGUGACUAAGUCCGAUCUUCCAGAUCAUAAAUAAUUACUAGAGUUAUACCCUAAAGCCUCCAUCCCUUAGAAACCCGUCGAACCUCAGUCCGGCUUCCGCCAAAAAAUGGACGAAGAGGCUUUUCGGGUAGGUUCUUGGUUUUUCUUUUGUGAUUUUUUUUAAUCGAAACAAUUUGAUUUUGUGUUUUUUUUAAUAAAACAAUCUGAUUUCAUUACUUUUUUUAUAGAUGGGUGCCGAGAUAUACGAUCCUCGAUUGUAUAUCCAUUAUGGGCCAAGAGAUACGAAGUAUUUAACCGAUCAAGAAGCACAUCGCUCCCGUGCAAUUUGGGACAACAAUCCGGUAAAUUGAUGAUUUAUUUUGCGUCAUUUUAUAAGGUUUUAUUUUGCUUUCUUUUAACUAACAAAUUGAUGUUUUUCCUAUUUUUUUUGUAGGUAUCACUUAUUCCCGUCAUUCAUAAAGGGAUCACAAACCUUCCCGCUUAGCAUGAUCUGUUGGCGCCGUAUAUAGAGAGGACCGGGUUGGGUAUGUUGAGACAUUUCAUGCGGAUUGAAUUCGACAACGAUAUGCUUACAGCAAUGUCGAAUCGAUGGCGCCCCGAAACCCAUACGUUCCACCUUCCGGAGGGGGAAAUGACGAUCACCCUCAAAGAUGUCGCGAUCCUCACCGGGCUGCCGAUUUCUGGAGAGGCCAUCAUUGGUACCACUACCAAACCCGAAGGAGGUUGGGGGCCGCUCAUUCUUGCUGAAUUGGGAUUUGACAUGCCGACCACCACACCAAUUCAAGGACGGGGGCAUCCACCAUUGAAUGCGAGACAAGUGUCGAUCCCGUGGCUCGUAACUCACAUCCAAAAUGAGGUGGAAAUCAAUGACGAGACUCUGGAAGAUCAAGUGGAACGCUAUGCACGCAUCUACCUCAUUGGUUUGGUGGGUGGAUUUCUAUUCCCCGACAAGUCAAACAGGUGGAUUCAAGGCAUAUGGUUGCCAUUGCUCACUGGUGACUGGGACGCAAACGGGGAAAAGAGUUGGGGAUCGGCCGUGUUAGCUGGCAUAUACAGGGAGCUCUGUACUUGCUCGAAGGUGGGAGCGAGACAAGCUGGUGCGGCGAUGUUCAUCCUCCAGCUCUGGGUAUGGGAGCAUCUUCCAAUGUUCGCACCUCAAGACCCACAUCCAUACUGGAGAGCAGAUGAUGAGCUAUGGUUUGUGCAAAAUCUCCCCUAUGGUGCCAAGUAAGUUUAUUCCGUACUUAACUAUAUUAAAAUUUAUUCAAUGCUUAGGUAGAUUUAAAUUACAUUUAUUCCGUACUUAGCCUAAUUGCAAAUUUAUUCCGUACUUAACUAUAUUAAAAUUUAUUCAAUGCUUAGGUAGAUUUAAAUUACAUUUAUUCCGUACUUAGCCUAAUUGCAAAUUUAUUCCGUACUUAGCCUAAUUGCAAAUUUAUUCCAUGCUUAACUAGAUUUAAAUUACUACCUAUUACGUACUUAGCCUAAUUGCUAAUUCAUUCCAUGCUUCUUAGCUAGAUUUAAAUUACAUUUAUUCCAUACUUAGCCCAAAUUUACAUUUAUUUCAUACUUACUACCAAGUCUCGUCUGUCCGCUCGUACAAACCCUAUCUGCACAAAUAUCACAAAGUUCUUGAAAAUUGAAUCGCGACUCAAUUUUCAACAUAGUGGAAUCACCGUCCUUAUAAUCAAUCCCUAUGUCAGAGUUUGUCAUCCUUCCAUUCCACCGAAUAAUAAGUUGAAACUUCUUGAAUUUACCCAUAUCUACAAUUUAUAAUAAGUAACUAUUAGCUUAAUUCCAAUAAAAUUAACCAAAACCAUAUUGUACGACUAAUAUUACUCCAUCUCAUAACUAACAUAACAUAAACUCAACUAACUAACAACAACAUAAAUUCCUCAACUAACAAAACAUAUUUGCUAUGAUAAGUAAUUCAUAACAUAACAAUAUAACUACUAAAAUAUCAUUAGGAUACAAUACGGAAAUUAAAUCAUACCGAAAAUUCAUGUUAUGUGUAUGUUGCUCAGUUUUGGUUGCUGAAAUUUGAAGAGGGAGAGGGGUUACGUUUUUACAACGCUGGUGGGAGUGGUAUUUAUAGGAAAAUCGGCCAGCAUUUACCGCCUUUGUCUCAAACGGUGAACAAUAUCACCGCAUUUGUCUCAAACGACGAACAUUAGGUGGUUGUGACAUGAUUUUCACCUACCAGGUGUGGGAAACGUGGGAAACAAUCACCGCCGUAACCUAGGGCAGUGAAGAUGUUCCCCGCCUUGCCCUAAAACGGUAACGUAUUCAACGAUUUUAAAUAACACGGUGAUGUCUUCACUGUUUUGGUUACACGUAGUGAAUUGUUAACCGUUUUUGUUAAAGACGGUGAAUACGUCAUCGUUUUAAUUUAAAACGGUGAAAUGUUUACCGUGUUUGUCUAAUGCGGUGAUUGUAUUCACUGCGUUAGUAAAAAAUGGUGAAUGUGAAACAUGUGUACUUUGUGAAUUUUUUUUAUAACUUCUGUAUUAUUGGGAAUUGUUUUUAAGUACUAGUGUACUUUGAGAUUUUUCCCAAAUAUAAAUAGAUUAGUUGCCUAGAAUAUUAAAUAUACCGAGAAAAUUAAUUAUAUGGGUGUGGGUGGGUACCCAUGGGUCGGAUUUACGUAAACACAAACCCAACCCAACCCAAUGAAUAGUGAACGGGUUUAAACUUAAACCUGGCCCAAAACCCAUCAACACGGAUUUUACCCGUGGGUUCCGGUUUUGUUGCCAUCCAUAACCUUGACUCAACUCAUUUGCAACCCUAAUUUUACAUCCCUGCAAAAUUUUCCUAAUACAAGUGUAUCAAAGCCUAAAAAAGUGGUUUAAAAGCUAGCUUCUAUGAUUCUGCUAGGUUUGAGGGCUUUACUAGAACUUUUGGCGUAAAAGCUUUUUGAACGAGACUAAGGGGUCGUUUGGUUUCGGUGAUAGUUUGAUUGAAAUAGUUACAAUGCAUCGUUUUAUUUUUGAAUUUUCUGUGCAAACAAUACAAACAUUGUUUGCUUGAUUUGACACAAAUUAUCACUCAAAAUGAAUGAUAGUUAAAUCU